This is a messenger RNA of Aspergillus puulaauensis, 522 nucleotides long. It is a transcript of the gene ATP7, whose product is annotated as F1F0 ATP synthase subunit d. The transcript is spliced from 4 exons. Gene Ontology annotation, molecular function: proton transmembrane transporter activity. Gene Ontology annotation, biological process: proton motive force-driven ATP synthesis. The record is from RefSeq and is a predicted model, not a curated record. Lineage: Eukaryota; Fungi; Ascomycota; Eurotiomycetes; Eurotiales; Aspergillaceae. Bases 1 to 522 code for a protein of 173 amino acids.
AUGGCUGCCCGUAGCGCCGCUCUCAAGAUCGACUGGGUCAAGACGACCAGCUCCCUCGGCCUCCGCGGCCAGACCGCUGCCUCUCUGCAGGCUUUCAAGAAGCGUAACGACGAUGCGCGCCGCAAGGUCCAGCUCCUUUCUGAGCAGCCCCAGACCGUCGACUUCGCCCGUUACCGCAACGUCCUGAAGAACCAGGCUGUCGUCGAUGAGAUCGAGAACCAGUUCAAGAACUUCAAGCCCGCCACCUACGAUGUUGCCCGCCAGCUGAAGGCCAUUGAUGCCUUCGAGUCCCAGGCUGUCCAGAGCGCUGAGCAGACCAAGGGCAAGGUUGAGGCUGAACUCCGCAACCUCGAGAAGACCCUUGAGAACAUCGAGACCGCCCGUCCCUUCGAUGAACUCACUGUUGACGAGGUUGCUGCCGCUCAGCCCGAGAUCGACGAGAAGACCUCCUCCCUUGUCUCCAAGGGCCGAUGGAUGCCCGCCGGAUACAAGGAACGCUUUGGCGACAUGUCCGUCGUUUAA